GAAGUGGGUGGGUAGCCAGGUCAUAAUGGUUGGUAUGGUCUGGGUUGGCAUUCCUGUGUGUGGCAUGGAUCAGCCCAGCACCGGAUUUAGGGCAGUGUCGGGCGGUUCCACAUCACAAGGCACUGAGUCGAAGGAUGAUGAUGAUGAUGAUGAUGAUGAUAUCUUUUAUUUAUGUGGGUACCUACUGAGAAGAUCGGUUAAAAAGCAAUCGUACCAAAAUGAAUUAUUGUCAAUUUUAAAAAAACAUCUGUAUUGGAAGUUCAAAGAGUACGUAAUUAUAUGUACACUAAACAUUGUAAGACGUAAAUAAACCCGUGCAGGAAGGGGGGGAGGGGGAAAGACCCAGUAUUCUUACAAAUACUGUAAUAGGUUAGGAUCUGGUGAAGUACAACAACAACCUUUUAAAGUAUACAGUUUUGGGUUUCCCACUCCCCCCUUUAUGAAUUAUUGUCAAAUUAACAUUUGGGGGGGGGUGUUUACCAAAUUUCAUCCUCACAGUGCUAUAUUACACAGGAGCAAAACUAGGCGUUACUUCACAAGGGUCAAAGACCCAGUUUGGCACCGCCCCUCGUGCACAUUUGUGGGCGCUGGUGUUCGAAACUCCCACUGUUCCAGGCGUGUUUUGCGACAGGAAAUUUCACUAGCGCGAGCUGUUUUUGAGCUCUGGGUACAGUACUGUGCCUAAGAUUUCAGAUUAAAACUCUGGAGUGGAAGGAAAAGAGGACCUUUUUCUGCGUCCCCACUUCCAGCUACUCUCUGAAGACUGGAGAAGAAACCCUCUUAAGAAUAUUAGGGGGGUAGGCAGGGUAAGGACUAGACCAUGUGGAAAAUGAACGUAAUAUUUUAGCUGCUGUUCAUUCAUUUUCAACUUUGUAUUGUUGUUAGGUUUAAGCUCCUGGCUUUCACAUCUCAGUUUCUAACACUGGCAUGUAAACACACACACACACACAGAGAGAGAGACAGAGACAGAGACAGAGACAGAGAGACAGACAGAGAGACACAGACAGGUUGGGAGCCUCAAUGGCACCCCUCUAGGCUUCACCCAGGGCAAAAAAAACCUGGCUAGCUCUUGCAUAGCUACGGCACUGUAUUGCCAAAGUUCGCCCCUGGAUAGUCAUGACUUUUCACAAGGGGACACUUUGAGGAUUUGGUCAAGGAUAGUGAGCCAGUGCAUUGCCUCCUCUUCUCCAUCUGCCAGCCUGCAACAUCUAAUGCCAUAGGGCCAACAGAUUGAUCCUAUAUAUCCUCCAGCAACAGGACAUUUACCAGGUGCAGCAAUGCUGACUUCUGUGGCGCUGAUCUCCUUUGCAUCAUCACAUGUUUGAAGCUACAUGCACAGGACACAUCUUGUUUUGGUUUAUAUUUGACAACUGGAGGGCAAGGGAGUGCCUAGCUGAGAGAUAGGUUUGGAUCAAGUUCUUGAUUCCUCAUUUAUGGUGAAUGUGAGAUUGGGGACGGGGGGACGGGGACAGGGACUGCAUGGUUUGACUUGUCAGGUAAGAAGGGACUGGGUUUGACUCCUCAGUUGCAGUAGACCAUAUGUGGUCGUUUGUCUGUCUUUACACAGCGGGAUUGAUUCCUGACAAUAAAAAUAGGUUUAUUAUUUACUUAUGACAUUUAUAUACUGCUUAACUAUUUCCAUUUAUAAGCAGUGUGCCUAAAAACAGUCCACAGAAAGUGAGACAACAAAAUGGGUUCUGUAGAUAGUCCUAAAAUUGUCUGCCUUAAGUUGUUAAGGGAGUGUUUUGCUGCAUAUAUGGAGGGGAAGGGAGAGAGGAGGUGUCAUGUUUGCUAUGGAAGAGGUCGGAUGACUUUUUUGGUGGAGAUAUUUGUGCAGAGAAAUGUGCAUUUUCAAAUAUAGUUUUGUGGUUGCCAAAAAUUAAACACAUUUCCCAGCCCUAUUGCUGUAUGCAUGGGGAAGCAACAGGUGCUGGUGAAAAGUAAUAGAAAUAGUAUUCUGGGAUGUCAUGUUACUGUGACUGGGUACAUUUGACAUAUUAUAUGUUAUAAUGCAUAUCUGGUUUAAGGAGCUGUUUGGUGCCUAGCUGAUAUAUUUAAGUUUCUAACACUGGUCCACAUGCACUGCAUAUAGACAUAGAGACGAGAUAGUCUUCGUCAAGGACACGAAGCUUGAUCAUUUAUUUAGAUUCUGGUGCAGCAAUCCUACAUAUUCUUUUUUUGGAAUUGAGUCCCAUUUUUUGGGGGGGGGAAGAGACUUACCAUUGAGUAAACAUCACUCGUAGCCAAGUAAGAUUGUCUUCCAUGAACAUGGUCUUCACAGUGAGUCCGCAAGUGACUGUGGAGGCCAAUUCUGGAUCCACACAUCUCCACAGUGGAGACAUAGGUUUCCGCGCAGGAGUUGACGAUGAGGAUUUGCCAAGCGUGCCUUCCUCUUAGCACAUUUCUCCCUUUCGACUUGAGUUUGAGUGUCUUCAAAGUCCAUCACGCCUUUAGCAGAGGCCAGUUGGAGUGCUCGCAGGCCAGUGUUCACCAGUUGUCAGUGUUUAUACUACAUUUUUUCAAAGAUUUGCCUUGAGAGCAUCUUUGAACCUCUUUUGUUGUCCACUGACAUUACGCUUUCCAUUCUUAUGUUGGGAAUAGAGUAAGAGCUGGUAUAACUGGACAACAUAGUGCUUUUCCUUUGAAUGGAAUGUAAAUAAGAAACUAAAUGGAUGGAAUGGAAUGGAAUGGAAAUGAAAGAAACUAAAUAAAUUUAUAGACCACUUCAAAACAUAAAGCCAUCAAUGUGGUGUGUGUACACGUAGAAACAGAAUUAAAUGUUAUGCUGUUACAAAGGAGCAAGUAUCAUAUGCUUUAUCUGCAAACAGUUGGACCAUUUAGAGAAUGACAUUUUGGAGUGCUCUUAACUCCUUCAACUGCAGCAUGAGGGAACCUGCCCAAAGUUCUGCAGUUCUAUGUAUGUAGCCUCAAAUGUGUGUGAGGCUGCAAUGGAGAUCAGUGGCUUAGAAGCUGGCAAUGAUGUGACGAUGCAUGCCAUUUGAAAUCUGUAUUGGAGGAUUGAAGGAUAUUUAGGAACAAGUUGCAUAAAAAAUACUGGAUUGGUAAAGGCACUCCAUAAGCUCGUAGAUAUGCUUUACUUUAAAGUAGUGUAUUUCUGAAGUUUUUAAAACUCACUGCUAUUCGCCAUCCUCCGGUUUGGAUUGGAUGCUGGUGGAGUGCUGAAAACUGCAAACAGCCCUUUUUUUGAGUAGGCCAUCAUAUGUCCUCCUGUGAAUUAUUUCAUUCCGAUAAAUAAAAUCCUUUGUGAAUGUCAGUUCACAUUACAAAAUGUUUGUAAAUAGGGCUGAGUGAAACUGUUAUUUCAGGCUUCUAAAACUUGGCUGAAAGAAUCCAGGAGAAUUAUUCUCCCUUUUGGAUUAAAAUCCAAGUCAAUACAAUAAUUUCUGUCCCAGAGCCUUUUCCCAGCUGGGAAGUAGCAAAUAGCCAUGGGGAAAGAGAAGGAAAGAGAUUUCCAAAAAGAGUUCCAGCAGUGCUUUUCAGGAAAACUAUGGUACAUUUCCCAGAGACUCCUGUACUGCACUGGAGAAACUUUCCUCCUUUGCACACCCCAUAGCUAUUUGCUGUUCUUGGAGCAGUAUAACUGGCUGACCAGCCAGGUAACUACCGUAUGUAUAUGCCCUGUUUCAUCACAGAGUGGUUCAAACAUAACUGGGGGUUAGAGAGAAGGAAUAAGUAGGGUUGGGGAUUAAGGUGGGAUAAAGGCAUUUGGGGGUUUACAGAGCUUAGAUCAGCUAAUUUGAAUUAGCGCUGAAAAGGAGUGAAGAACUUUCCUGAUUUGGGAGGGAAUGUCUUGCCUCGUUUCCAAGCUUGUUUGAUGCAACUUAAGCUGCCUCUAAUUGCAAUAGCUAUUUCUAAAACAAAAUUUAUCCUUGUCCUAACAAUUGCUGAGUAGAGAAGAUUUCAUUUUUUUCGUAUGUGGAAUUGUUCUUUGUAUAUAUGUUCAAUAUUCACUGCUCAUUCUUAGAUCAGUGGUUUUUAUAGGGAAGUCAUGUAACACUGCAGAACCUUGUUUUCUUUGGUAAAUUAUAGAAAAUUUUGCUUAUUUUAGCAGAAACGAGCUACUAGAUGUAGAAGGAAAGUGGGGCGUUGAUGUAGAAAAUGCCUCUAAGGGACAAGUGUUGUCAGACUGACCACCAUCACCAUGGCUGCUGUGAACCAGUGCAUAUACUGGAACCUGGAGAUCAUCCUUUAUUGCAGCAGCCUCUUCAGACAUCAAAAUCCGGCAUUCAGCAAAUUAUUGAAUGUUUUCGAUCAGGAACUAAGCAACUUAAACAUAUUUUGCUGAAAGAUGUGGACACCAUCUUCGAAUGUAAAUUGUGCCGCAGCCUCUUCAGAGGACUUCCAAAUUUAAUAACCCACAAGAAGUUCUACUGUCCUCCAAGUCUCCGGAUGGAUGACAACUCUCCUGAUGUAAAUGACAAGCAGAGCCAAGCCAUAAGUGAUCUCCUGGAAGCUAUGUAUCCUAGAGUGGACAAGCAAGACUAUAUAAUCCGUUUGGAACCCAUAGAGACAAACAGGAAUGCUGUAUUUCAAUAUGUUUCAAAGGCUGAUAGCACAGUUGAGAACAUUGAGAUGACUGUCACCACUGAACCAGCUCCUGUAGUAGAAUCACCAGAACCUACCGCAGAGCCUCCUAAAGCGGUUCCUAGUCCUUCACAGGAAGAAACUGCAGAGAUUCCUGUCGCUGCUGCUGCUAGCAAGGUAAUAUUGACUUCAGAAGAACCGUCCCUGUCCUCGAAGCCUAAGCUGGAAUGCGAUAAACCAGAUUUGGGUCAUCAGUUAAUUUGCUGCCUCUGUAAAAAAGAAUUUCAUUCCAGACGCAGUGUACGCCGACAUAUUAGAAAAGUACACAAGAAGAAGAUGGAAGAACUGAAGAAAUUUAUUGAAAUUAAAAGGCGGCCAAAUCAGACAUCUGGAAGGGGGCGCAAUAAGAACAUUCUUGUAACAUUGGGUAGGAGCUGUCCUGUAUGCUAUAAAUCCUUUGCUACAAAAGCCAAUGUUAGGAGGCAUUUUGAUGAAGUUCACAGGGGACUGAGGAGGGAUUCCAUAACUCCUGACAUAGCUACAAAGCCUGGGGAACCUUUGUCCUUGGAAUCGGCUAAAAAAUCUAUUAAGACCCGAAAACAAAAGUCCCUUAAGGCUGAAUACAACUUAACCACCUGCAAAUGCCUCUUGUGCAAGAGGAAAUAUAGUUCGCAGGUAAUGCUUAAAAGGCAUAUGCAGAUUGUUCACAAGAUAACCCUUUCAGCAAAAAAUGCUAAAAAAGAGAAAAAGCCCAAUAACGCAGUUAGCACAGACGUGAAAGAUAAAACUGAACCAGCAGAAUCUGCAGAAUCGGUGCCUCCCAUCAUCAGCUCCCCGCAGAAUGAAACAAAGGGAACAAAUUAUUCAAAUGAAAGAAAGAAUGCCUCCUCAUUGGCUGAGAAAAAGAAUGCCUCAUCAUUGGCUGAGAAAAAGAAUGCCUCGUCAUCCACCGAACGAAAGAAUGCAUCAUCUGCCGAACGAAAGAAUGCCUCAUCAUCCGCUGAACGGAAGAAUGCAUCAUCUGCUGAACGGAAGAAUGCAUCAUCUGCCGAAAGAAAGAAUACCUCGUCAUCUGCUGAACGGAAGAAUGCAUCAUCUGCUGAACGGAAGAAUGCAUCUUCUGCCGAACGAAAGAAUGCCUCGUCAUCCGCUGAACGGAAGAAUGCAUCAUCUGCUGAACGGAAAAAUGCAUCUUCUUCAACUGAAAGAAAGAGCGCACCACCCACAAAGAAAAACAAAGGUAAGCAGAGCUCUGAAAAUUCUAAGUCAAGUAACCAGUCCAUUGCAAGUGGUCUCAGAAAGCCCAGGAAGCCAAGACUUUCCGUUGGCUUUGAUUUUAAAAAGCUUUACUGCAAACUCUGUAAACGCCAAUUUACGUCCAAGCAAAAUCUAACGAAGCAUAUUGAGUUGCACACGGAUGGAAAUAACAUUUUUGUGAAAUUCUACCGGUGCCCGCUCUGCCCUUACGAAACCCGCCGGAAGCGCGACGUGAUAAGACAUAUAACCGUAGUACACAAAAAGUCUUCGCGUUACCUUGGCAAGAUAACGGCAAGCUUGGAAAUCAGAGCGGUGAAAAAACCCAUUGACUGCGUUUUAAACAAGGUGACGAGAAGAGGCCCUCAGAGGGAUGAAGGUAAACAAAAUGGUUCAAAGCAGGACGUCACCUCUAACUCACCAAGCAAGAAGUAUGAAGGGGCUGAUGUUGGCAUUGAAGUGAAAGUCACAAAGAAUUUCUCUCUGCACAGAUGCAAUAAAUGUGGGAAAGCAUUUGCCAAAAAGACUUUCCUAGAGCAUCACAAGAAGACUCAUAAGGCAAAUGCGUCACAUUCGCCCGAAGAAAACAAUACAACCAAAGGCAGAAGCACAAGAUCUAAAGCUCUUGUCUGCUGAGGAGCAACUAGUGCCUUCUAAAACGUUUGCCUGGAUUUUCCAUUGGAGUUUCUAGCUCAGACUCUGAUGCUGUGGAACAUAAAAAAGAAUAUUGCAUUUAUUCUCUUCAGCCACGUAUUUAUAGGAUUAAACAUGAAUUUGUCUUUGUUCAAGAAAGUGAACCUAGCACAGUUGUACAUGGUCGGUUCCUGAAAGUUUAAUUAUAUUCUGUAACAAGUUGUUUGGGGCAUAAUGUUUAGCGGUAGGGACCGUAGUUCCAAAGGUUUUUUAAAUUAACUUUGCACUUCAUUGGUACUGACUAGGUAGAGGAAAGCCUUGAUGGGCUUGAAAUAGCCUGUUAGUGCUGUGUUUGCCUAACUGUGGUUUUAGUCUGUUAGCAAAUAUUUCUGGCAUAUAGAGUUUUUGCAUAAAUGCUCGUGUACUUAAGAUGAGGAUAAAUUUAGGGUAUAUAGCUCUAUAGUUUAGAGUCAACACUUUUGCUUUAAAAUUCCGUCUCUCUUUUUGACACAAUGUCCAUUCCUCUUAGAGAAACUAACAUCUCAGUUUUUUCUGAGCUAGAAUUAUGGUACCUGGACCUUUAUAGCUAGCAUUUAAACCAUAAUGUUUGUUACCAUGUACCCUGUUUAGAAACCUGCGGGUGGGGAUAUUGGAUAUUUUAUAGUUCAGUGGCAAUUUUACAUGACAUACAAAUCAACAGUCUUAACCAGCUUCAAUUGAAGUGUUAUUGGGCAACCAGCCAUCGAGGAGAGAAUAGUUGUUGUUGUUGUUUUUUUAUUGCUACUUUAUACAAAAGAUUAUUAAUCUCUAACAGAUGUUUAUUAAGAGUAUAUCUAUGUUGAUCAUUCAGAUCCAAAGUUCCCAUUAGGUGAAGGCAUCUUCCCAGAGUUAAACCACCUGUGGAUUCUGGUUUUAAUGUGAAAAGGUUAUAUGUAGACAAGCUUCCAACUAUUUGGGAGCCACCCUCAGGGUUCUGGGGGGAAGUUGGUGGGUUGUUUCAUUUUGUCUUUUAAAGGCUAAAUAAUAAGUAUAUGGGUUAUUCUUACCAAAACCACAGUCAGCUUAUUGGACACAGAAAGUGCUUCUGGCUUUUGUGUGGAAAACGUUCAUGCUGCCUACAAGUAAAGCCCCCUUUUUAAGUUGGCUAAAUAUUAUAUUGUUAUAUGUAUUUCUCCUUAACAUGAGAUGAUGUGUGGUAAAAUUUGGAGUUAGAACCACUAAUAUCUUGAAAUAGUACUAUGAGAGGAAAUAUUUUUAUAAGCUAUUUUCUUAGUAAAUGUAUUGAUUGUUCAUAAAAGGUAACGUCUUGUCUGAGUUUUUCAAGAGCGAUUAAACUCCAUUAAAAAAUAGCCCUUUGAAUUAAUAGCCAGCUUUCUUAUUUCAUGUGUGCAGUAGUGCUGGUAACAGAAAAAUGAACAUUUUAAAAGGGAAAUUUUGCAAACCAUUUUUGAAGACCUGUUCUUUUUAAGGAAAUUAUCAACUUGGAGCAUGCGUUCCGGACUUGGCCCUUACUUAAUUCUAAUUUUGCUGAACAGAUUUUACUUCCGUUGUGAUAUACUACUAAGCAAACACUUGUUGUGUGAUGUACUUUAAAAAAUUUUUUUUUUUACAGAUGAAUGUAUAUGAGCAGUUUCUUAGCGUAAUUCGAAUGACCUGCAAUUUGAAUUGUAAUAUUUUUUAGCAUUGGCGCUAAUUUCAAUUCAUGGUUCAAUACUUUUUUGGGAGUAUUAAGUUUGACUGUACUGAACUUGCUGCAAAAAAAAAAUGUACAGUAUAGUAAUUUUGCAUGGUUAGCAUAUUGGUCAGUCUUUCAUGUGGAAGUUUACAAGUGACCCAUAUUCCCCUAUUUUAAUUGUUGCUGUUUUUUUUU
Zootoca vivipara (common lizard) is the source of this 8302-nucleotide messenger RNA. The record is from RefSeq and is a predicted model, not a curated record. NCBI's taxonomy places the organism in Eukaryota, Metazoa, Chordata, Lepidosauria, Squamata, Lacertidae.